Molecule: messenger RNA, 1344 nt
Organism: Pecten maximus
Lineage: Eukaryota; Metazoa; Mollusca; Bivalvia; Pectinida; Pectinidae
Product: plasminogen-like
Exons: 5
Coding region: 195-935 (246 amino acids)
Molecular function (GO): endopeptidase activity; signaling receptor binding
Source: RefSeq, a predicted model, not a curated record
AAAUUAAGUCUACACUGUUCAAACGAAACUCUGUUGUUGAUGGAAUCAAAUUCAAAAUAUUGCUGAAAUCCUCGUACAGUGUGUGUCUGCGGGAGUGUCUGUCGUUUACUGCGUGUGGGUCGGUGAACAUAUACCCAGCCGAUCUCCGCUGUGACCUCAUACUCCUGUCGUCCUCUGAGACAUCGAAUAAAAUAAUGGCCUCGACCGAUGGCGUCACCGUGAAUGCUGCUGAUAUACCAAAGGAGCUCGCCAGUUCCUGUCGGGAUCACAACUGUCCGGUGACUGACGUGUGUGUUGGUAUGACGUCAGGACACCACGUGUGUAUCAAUUACGAAUUCUGCAUCGGUGUGCCAUCAACAAUAAGUAAAACGACCUAUACCCUGGACUACUCCAGAGGAGUACCGACUGCUCUCUAUUCGUGUAUCUCUGGUGCUGGUUAUGUCGGAGGUGAUAAGACGUCUAUUUGCGAUCCCCUUACAAAAACGUGGAGUUUGGCAACAAUCGUCUGUUCUACAGAAUUGCCAGAUGCUUGUGGAGAUCCUCCUCCACUUUUGAAUACCAACACAUUUACACGUCCGUAUAAAGAGGACGCCUACAGAGCUAUUUACACGUGUCAAAACUACAGUGACCAGACUUUCACAGAUCACUGUCCAUUGACAAAGUGUACGGGCAUUGAACAGUGGACAUCCGGGGCUUCCAUAUCAUGUAGCAGUCUGGACUGCCAUACCAGUACAGUUUAUAACGGACAAAUAACAUGUACUGAAUCCGGACUGACCUGUCAACGCUGGGACCAGCAGACACCACACAGCCAUGGUUAUUUCACCAGUAGCGAUCUAAACAACUAUUGUAGGAUUUCGUCAGACACUACGGCGCCCUGGUGUUUCACUCUGGACCCCAGCAUCAGGUGGGAAUACUGCCCAGUACCCACCUGUUGAAAAUGCAGCUGGGAGAUCUACCAUCAGGAUGACGUAACCACUCUGUGAGACGGUGACCUCGGCUGGGGGUUCUACCAUUAGGAUGACAUGACUUUGUGAGACAGUGACGUCGACUAAGAGCGUUACGCUCAGGAGGACGUAACCAUUCUGAGACACUCAAAUACACUAUUUGUAACAGCUCUGUAUGCAAAACUUACCAGGCAGAAACAUGUAUCGUUAUCAAAAAACUAGAUAAAUGCUGCUAUUCUCGCGCUUAUUCUUGUUUUUGGUUUUGCUAAAUGUUUUUAUUUUCCUUUUGAAACAAAGCUUAGAGAAAAAUAAAGAAAUAUUAAUGAUAUAGUAAUAUAUAUUUAAUAAUAUAUUUCUGUAUACAAAGUCGACAUAUAUUGGAAUUUACAAGGUGCAAUUU